This is a messenger RNA of Hypomesus transpacificus, 1197 nucleotides long. RefSeq names its product glucose-dependent insulinotropic receptor. The coding region runs from base 1 to 1197 and encodes 398 amino acids. Gene Ontology annotation, biological process: G protein-coupled receptor signaling pathway. Gene Ontology annotation, molecular function: G protein-coupled receptor activity; phosphatidylcholine binding. The transcript has 2 exons. Gene Ontology annotation, cellular component: membrane. NCBI's taxonomy places the organism in Eukaryota, Metazoa, Chordata, Actinopteri, Osmeriformes, Osmeridae. The record is from RefSeq and is a predicted model, not a curated record.
AUGGCUCCUUAUAACACGUCCAGUUGGAGGAGGGACCCGUCCAUCAACCUCAGCACGUUCCUGCACCCGGCGGUGCGACCCUGGGACCUGGGCCUGAAGCCACACGUGACCGGCUGGAUCCUGAGCGUGGCAGCCUGCCUGAUCAUCUCCACCAACCUACUGGUGGCGGUUGCUCUCCUCCAGCUGAUCCGAAGGAGGGGAAGUCAGAGUUGGUGCUUUGUUUUAAACCUCGCCCUUGCCGACACGCUGGUCGGCCUGGCCAUCACCGGCAUCGCCAGCGACGACUUUAGCUACGACGCCGCGGCCGAGCCCAGCCGUUUCCGCGGCGACGCGGGGAGCAGCGGCGUGCCCUCCGCCCGCAAGUGCCUGUUCCGCAUGGGGUUCGUCAUCGCGCCGUCAACGGCCUCCAUUUUGUCCAUGUUCCUCAUCUCGCUGGACCGCUACGUGGCCAUCAAGUUGCCCCUGCGUUACUCACGCCUGACGGGGAAGUGGACGGUGGCUGGGUCUCUGGUGGUGCUCUGGGUGAUGUCACUCACCUUCGCAAUACUGCCAGGGGUGGUGAAGGGGCUCCAGCAGGAAUCCUACGGUGGCUUCUGCACGUUCUUCUCCGUCAUCCGCCCCGGCGGAAUCAUGGUCGUGUUCUGCACCACGUUCUUCCCUUUACUGUCCGUGUUUCUCUUCUUCUACCUGGACAUCCUGAAGAUCGCCUGCUUCCACCAGAAGCAAAUACGACAGGCCAGGCAAGCGGGCUCCAGGCUGCCCCAGGGAAGCUAUCGAUACUGGGGCCACGUCAAGGCCCUGAGAACCGUGGCUCUGCUGGUGGGGUGCUUCACCCUAUCCUGGUGCCCCUUUUUUGUGGUGUGUGCGGUUCAGUUUCUGUGCGAGGACUGCAAGCUGCUGAGGUUUCUGGAAAACGAUCUGUGGUUGCUGGGACUGUCUAACUCUCUCAUCAACCCUUUGGUGUAUGCGUGCUGGCAGAGGGAGGUCAGGUUGCAACUGGGGUCUUUCUUUUGCAAAAGCAGACGCCUGCUGUUGCACAUGGGUGCCUCGGAUGCAUCAGAGAGGUUUCACACACAGCGACACCUGCCCACGCAGAUGACUAUCACAGGAAGUGAACCUCUGGAACACACCUUUCUGCCUCACCUGCCACAUCGGGAGACCCAAGCCAGGCCAUUGUCCAUUUCAACGUCAAUGUGA